Messenger RNA from Rhizoctonia solani, 3804 nucleotides. RefSeq names its product F-box/WD repeat-containing protein pof7. Gene Ontology annotation, molecular function: protein binding. The transcript is spliced from 20 exons. The coding region runs from base 1 to 3804 and encodes 1267 amino acids. NCBI's taxonomy places the organism in Eukaryota, Fungi, Basidiomycota, Agaricomycetes, Cantharellales, Ceratobasidiaceae. The record is from RefSeq and is a predicted model, not a curated record.
AUGGCAGGCAACAAGAAGAAAAAGUCUGGUGCAGCUCGCAAGAAGCAAGCUGCUGCCGCGAGUGCGACUACAACUGGUGCGACAGAGGAGCCGAUUGUUAUUCCCGACGACGAGAUGGAGAGCUCUUCAGAUACGGAUACCGGUCCUGACCAGUUAGAUCUGGCGGCGCAGGCAGAGAUCAUCAAGGAGCGGGGGAACGAUCAGUUUCGAAAGGGUCAAUAUGAGAGCGCGAUCGAGAGCUAUUCAAAGGCUAUUAGUAUGAAUCCCAACGAACCGAGUUACCUAACCAACCGUGCCGCAUCGUAUAUGGCGCUCAAAAAGUUCAGCCAAGCGCUAUCCGACUGCCAAACAGCAGCGUCUCUACAGUCUGCGAAUCCAGUACCCAAGACACUGCUCCGUCUUGCCCGAUUCACCUUGCGCUCGGAGAUGUUCCCGCAUGAUGUGCGAAAGCGGGCAGAGGGGUUGGAAUUGCAUCUCAAGAGAUUCAAGGAUGCCAAGGACAAGAACGAAUGGGGUGCUGCUCGAUUGGCGCUCGAGCAAGCUGUCGAGGCUGUGGAAGGCGACGUGCCCGUUCAAUGGAGGUGCUGGCGAGUCGAGUGCGAAGUCGCACGUGGUAGCUGGACUGGUGCUCAGAAUGCCGUCAGUGACGCCUUGCGGUUGGCGCCGAAUUCGUCAGAAGUUCUCACUCUACGAGGCUUGAUUCUGUUCUUGACGAAUCAAAUACCAAAAGCCAUUCAGCAUGCGCAACAGGCUUUGCGCCUGGACCCGGAUUGUACUCCUGCGCGUCAGCUGCUUCGACGAGCCAAGGAAGUCGAGCGAGUCAAGGAAGAGGGUAACACGUUCUUCAAGGCGGGUCGAUUGGGCGAAGCCGUUGAGAGAUAUGGUGAAGCACUCGAGUUGAAACAACUUGAACCAGCGUUGGAGGAUACCAAUGCAUCUCUUGCGCUGAAUCCUGAUUCGUACAAGGCCCUACGGACGCGCGCGAGGAUCCAUCUUGAAUUGGAACAUUAUGAGGAUGCUGUUCGUGAUUUCAAAGCUGCUCAGGAGUCUGCAGAGAGCGACGGUGCAGCGGGAGGAGAAGUCCGGUCAAUCGCAGAAGAGGUCAGGAAGGCCGAGGUAUUACUAAAGAGGAGCAAGACCAAGGACUACUACAAGAUCCUAAACGUCGCGCGAGACUGCUCAGACCCGGAAAUCAAAAAAGCAUACCGACGAGAAAGUCUGAUUCACCACCCCGACAAGGGCGGAGACGAAGAAAAAUUCAAAAUACUCACCGAAGCAUAUACCGUUCUCUCUGAUCCACAGAGACGAAGGCGCUACGAUAUGGGUGUAGAUGAAGACGGCGAAUCAGCUGGCGGCGGAAUGGGCGGAAUGGGCGACCCGAUGAUGGGUAUGCAGAUGAACCUCGCCGAGAUGUUGGCCCAGAUGCAAGGCGGCGGACGGGGCGGGUUCGGUGGGUUCAGCGGGUUUGGAGGCGGCGGCGGGUUCCCAGGGGGCGGCGGUGGAGGGUUCCCGGGCGGGGACAUACGCAUGGGUUUGGAUUUUAGAUUCCCCAUUUUUUAUUCCGUGAUUUGGUUAAGUAAUAUGGCGACGACAGCUGCUCCUCUUGCAUCUCUUAAUUCGCUGGGCUCGAACACUCGAUCACCGUCUGCUGGACCAAGCAAGUAUCGGGGAGCCGUUGUAGAAGACUUACAACUCCCACCCGCGUUUGCUCUUUCUCGCAGCGAACAUGUUGUCAAGGCCAUCGAACUAGCGUACGAUCGUGACUUUUCGUACAUUCCAGUACUAGACUCGAGGAGAAAGCCCGUAGGAUACAUCAACGUUGCGGAUUUGAAAACCAAGUGGGAGGCAGGGAGCGCCAAUCCUUCGGAUUUAAUCUCGAAUUAUAUGACUAAAUUUGCACGUGGGACUGGAGUGGAGUACACUGUGAUUACGCCCGAGACGCCGUUGGAGGAGCUCGAGGCGUUUUUGGAGACUACGGAUUUUGCGAUCGUUACAGACUGGAAUCGCAAAUUUGUGUUGGGUGUGGCGACCAAGGAUGACUUGUCGAUGGCGGCUGAGCACUUUGUCGGCGAGUGGGCCGUAGUUCCGCCAGCACCACCGUCUCCCCCCGUAUCGCCUGGAAUCCACACCCCCUCGUCACCGAAUACUGUGCUCGUUCCCGUCUUCUCUCCCCCAACGCCGGCCCCUUCUCCCCGUCCAGACUCGCACAAACAACACCAAGCACCGAUCUCAUUCAACCGCGACGUCCUGCCGUACUUCUACCUCCUCUCUCCCUCCCAGCGGCGGGAAUUCGUCACGCAGCUUAUCCAAGCAUGCGACGUCGACCAGCUCGUGCACGCAAACGCCCUUAUUCAGCCGAGACUCAAGCGAGACUUUUUGCGCGAACUUCCGCUCGAGGUCUCGCUCUACGUGCUUAGUCUCAUAGGCGAUGCCAAGACACUCGCUAGGGCCGCUCAGGUCAGCCGUUUCUGGAAUGCGCUUGUUGCCGACGAGUGGACCUGGAAGGUCCUCUGCGACCAGGCCGGCUAUGGUAGUCCCAAGUCCGGUCCUGGUAUGGGUCCUGUGCCGAGGUAUGAUGAACUUGUGAGAGGGAUGAGGAGACUGUCGAUUACUACCACUGCCCCCGGAUCCGGCCCAUCGUCCGAUAUGCCUUGCUAUCCAUUCCCGGCUUCAUCAAUACCCAGACAGCUUACGCACCAGUAUCAUUACAAAUUGGCCUAUCUUACUGCUCGCAAUUGGCUAAAGGGCGGUCGGAUCCUUCGGGCGCACAAUUCUUCAGACGAUGGGGUCGUUACGUCUGUCGCGAUGGAUGACGAAUGGAUCGUUGUUGGUUUGGCAAACCACCGGAUCCACGUAUUCUCCUCCCGAACCGGUCGGCUCGUCCGAACACUUGUAGGGCAUACGCUUGGCGUGUGGACGCUCGGUCUUGUCAGUCGAGGUGGUGUUUUGAAAACGGCGGAAGGAGAGGAAGAACGAACGCCCGAGCAAGUUGCGUGUGAUGCCCAGGUCACGCCCGGUCGCUUUUGGGAGGGUGUUCGACAGAGAACACGGAGAGUCGAACAAACGCUCUUUGCGUUAUUAUGUAGCAACUGCCUGCAUGUCCUUAAAGGACAUACAUCCACCAUUCGAUGCCUUAAAGUCCUCGACUCACGCCCGAUCGCUGUCUCUGGUUCUCGAGAUACCACUGUUCGAGUCUGGGAUAUUGCGCGGGCAGGGAAGUUCAUGUUCUCCAGGGACAUACAGAUUCGGUCCGAUGCUUGGAGGUUGCAGGCAAAUUGGCCUUGUGGGAUGUUGAUUCCGGAGAAUGUUUACGAGUUCAGGGGCCAUUAUCAUGAAGUCUAUUCAGUUGCCUUUGAUGGCGAGUUGUUGGCCACUGGUUCUUUGGAUUCGCAUGUCCGGAUAUGGAGUGCUUCUACAGGAGAUUGUAUCGCCCUUUUGCAAGGACACACAUCCCUCGUGGGCCAAAUCCAACUGCUCGGCAACAUUCUCGUCACAGGCGGCUCAGACGGUCGAGUGAUCGUCUAUGACACUGCCACGCUCGAAACUGUUCAUAGGAUCAGUGCGCACGAUAACAGUGUCACUUGCUUACAGUUUGACGAACGGUAUAUGGUUAGCGGAGGGAGCGAUGGAUCGGUCAAGAUGUAUGACAUGAAGACUGGCCAGUUUGUACGUGAGAUGACGACUCCGUGCGAGGCGGUUUGGCGCGUCAGCUUCAGAGACGAUAAAUGUGUUAUGAUGUGUCGUCGGUCUGGUCGGACGGUGAUGGAAAUUUGGACGUUUAGGCCGACGGACGAGGAGAUGUGA